UCAACACGCGCAAUUCAAACGCAAUGACGAGCCGAACCAGAAUUCAAACCCGCGACCUCGCCCAGACGAACGGCGUGUUGCACGCAGGAUCUCCAGUCAUCGACAAAGGACAAGCGACGGAAGACUCGCGAUUCCCUGUCGCGGUCCGCUUCCCGCUGGUCGUGCUCUCGACCUUCAUCUUGAGUGCAGUCUUGAACUCUGUCGCUGCUGAGUACACAGGGCCAGAGCUCGCGGCGGUGAGCAGGAACUUGACAGAAGGAUGGCAAGUCGGUGGACUCGUUGGCCUCAAGUUGGCGGAGCUUGUGGUCGCGUGGUACAUUUGCUACGACUACCUUGAUCUUGCCUAUCUUUCGCUACUCAACAACGUCCCCCACUAUUUCCUACUCAACACCUGCUUCGGCAUCGACUACCUCGUAACACUCAUUCCGAUCACCAUCGACAUCGCAUCCAUCGCGAUCCCGUUCGCCCUUCUACGCAGCGUGAAACAUGCGCGUGGAGGUGAAAAGCAAAAGACGCCGAACCAGGACAUUGCUCAGGAUAACAGUGUACAAUUCGUCACUGCGGCCCUCGGCGCGUCGAUAUAUGCUUUUGUGCUGUAUUCCAGCUUCACCACCUGGUUGCCCACAUUCCUGGUCGUCCACUUUGAUGGCAUCCGAAGUAUGGAGAAGGUUCACAGCACCGGCAUUUGGCUGCUGCUGGCCUUAUUCGGUCCUCUGGGAUACGCGGCCACUCAGUUCAUCUUUGUGCCAGCCAUCGGAGACGCCCAAAACCCUGGACCGAUACCCAGAGAUGCGAAGGCGAGGGAGCUUCGAUUCGACCCAGAGACAGCCUCUUUGUCUCAACACGUCCUGCACAAUCUCCACAUGAACCCCAACGGACUCACAGCUCGAGGACACAUCCUGAUCAAGCGAACGAUCAUGCUGGCUGCUUCUUCGUUCUUCACCUCUCUCACGCGGUCACUUAUGACGAUUGAGGGCACCGACCUUGCGGGAGCACUUGGAUGGGCAGGCGUUUGGGCUUCAGCCGCUGGGCUUGUUGGUCUGGCAUUUGCCUGGGUGGCGGAUGAGUAA
Messenger RNA from Zymoseptoria tritici IPO323, 1070 nucleotides. RefSeq lists its product as uncharacterized. The transcript is spliced from 2 exons. Bases 24 to 1070 code for a protein of 348 amino acids. The record is from RefSeq and is a predicted model, not a curated record. Lineage: Eukaryota; Fungi; Ascomycota; Dothideomycetes; Mycosphaerellales; Mycosphaerellaceae.